AUGAAGAGGAGCGGUGGUGGCGGCGGCGGCGGCGGCAACACAGCAUCGUGCAGAAAACGAAUAAUGUACUUCUCGGUCGUUGUCAACGAUUUCCUUUUCUCUUUCACGAAGCAUCGCGACAGCAGACACCAGAAUAUGCGCACGGAGUACCAUGCAGCUUAG
Molecule: messenger RNA, 162 nt
Organism: Colletotrichum tamarilloi
Lineage: Eukaryota; Fungi; Ascomycota; Sordariomycetes; Glomerellales; Glomerellaceae
Exons: 1
Coding region: 1-162 (53 amino acids)
Source: RefSeq, a predicted model, not a curated record